AAAAAAUGAUAUUAAAUUCAAUGCACCAUUACGAAAACUGAUAGCAGUGACACGAUUGCCAGCAUCCUGAAAAGCAACUCUGACACUGAAUCCAGUGUCCCUUGAGAAGCAGCAAUCUACUGUCAAGGGUGAGAGAUGCUUACACAGGUGAGCUGCUCCCAUGCCCAACGGGUGUUGUCAUUUCUGAAUGAGCAGAGGGGUCUCGGCUGGUUCUGUGAUGCCAAGCUGACUGUAGGAGGAGAUGGGAGGGCGUACAAUGCCCAUCGCAACAUCCUGGCCUGUUUUAGUAAGCUUUUCCAGGAAUCUGAGCCAACCACUACCGUGGUUAAGGAGGUCUCCCUCCCAGAGGAGUGCCCCACUGACGGCCUGGAACUGCUUCUAGACUUUUUCUACACAGGGGAGUUGAAGCUUGACUCUCUGAAUCUGGAGAAUGUGCAACAGGCUGCAGACAGCCUAUGUGUACCAGAUGCGCUCGCUCUCUGUCAGCAGUUUGCCACAGAAGGGACAGUCUCUCCAGAAGAACCUCAGUCUGCAGAUCUUCUGGCUGGAGAUGAUGGCCUAAUCCCACCUGUAACUUCUACGGAAACCAAGGUCCCCCUAAAAAGGGGGAGGCCCCCCCAAAAAAGAGGGAGGCCCAAAAAAUCCCAAACCCCUAGUAGUGGCUCAAGUAAGAAGGAUCCAACGGAAGCAACCGCCACCACAACUCGCUCUGGGCGUAAGGUGAAGGUCUCCAGAAGACUGCUUGGAGAGGGCCCCAGGCCACAGCUCCUGCCCCAGGGGACUACCAUCAGGGGAGCACCACAACUAGUUAUCAGCCUAAUGGAUAGAAGUGAUGGGGCUGAGGACGAGGGACAAAGCCUCCUUCAGCCUACAGAUACAACAGAGGUAACAGACAUGGUCACCGGCAUUGUACCAGAUUUUAGCUACAAAGCUAAUUCUCAUCUGCAGCCUAAUGAUGACGACGAUGAUGAUGGUGGUUUGAUGGAGGGGGUGGAUGAGGACACUGAUGAAGAGUAUGUGCCCCAUGCUCAGCCGACUACCACCUCCAGCCCCAAAGGCAGACGUAAAGGACCAGGUAAAGCUGUCAAUAAAGAGAACAGUGAAGGGGCGGCCAAGGGCUCCAAAAAGGGCUCUGUUCAGUGCCCCACCUGCAGAAAGACCUUCCUCAGCAAGUACUAUCUCAAAGUACACAACAGGCGUCAUACGGGUGAGAAGCCCUUUGCAUGCUCUAAGUGUGGGAAGAGGUACUACAGGAAGGAGAAUCUGUUGGACCACCAGGCCCGGAACUGCAAAUGUGGUGAAAAAGUAAAAGCGGUGCACAACUGCCUUCAAUGCCCCAUGUCGUUUGACAGAGUGGUGGAUCUACGUCUGCACACGGUCUCCCAUACAGGGGAAAUGCCUAAUAAGUGUAUGUCAUGCUCGGAACAGUUUAUGCGUAAAAAAGAUUUGAGAAAUCACGAAAUCAAAAUCCAUGGUGCACCCAAACCACAUGCAUGCUCUCUGUGCAGCAAAGCCUACCUGUCUAAAACGGAGGUGCGUCUGCAUGAGGCAUCCAAGCAUCGCGGCGAGAAGCUCUUUGUGUGUGAAGAGUGUGGCCAUCGAGCAUCCAGUCGAAACGGCCUGCAGAUGCACAUCAAAGCCAUUCACAGAAACGAGCGUCCAUUUGUGUGUGAGUACUGCAACCAUGCAUUCACCCAAAAGGCUAACCUCAACAUGCACCUGCGGGUUCACACUGGAGAGAAGCCCUAUCAGUGCCACCUCUGUGGGAAGACCUUCCGGACACAGGCCAGUCUUGACAAGCACCAUCGCACCCACACGGGAGAGCGGCCUUAUAGCUGUGAGUUCUGUAACCAGCGCUUCACAGAGAAGGGCCCAAUGCUCCGCCAUGUCGCCAGCAAGCACCAGGACGACCGCCCCCACUGCUGUAAGAUAUGUGGCAAGACCUUCAAGGCCAUCGAGCAGCUCCGAGUCCAUGUGCGUCGCCAUCAGGGCAUGAGGAAAUUUGAGUGCGAAAAGUGUGGCUACAAGUUCACCAGACAGGCCCACUUACGACGUCAUAUUCAGGUCCACAAUCGUACAGAGAACUACAACCCACGGGAGAGGAAGCUACGGAACCUGAUAGUAAAGGAUGAGGGGUUGCAGGAGGAGGAUGAGACUAGCCCCUCACCAACACAACCCACUGAGAAGGGGACACCUGAGGGGUCGGCACCUGUCUCUGGACCCAGUGUCCCUGUUCCUGUCUUUGGACCUAUACCUGGACUCAGUGUGUCUGGACCUGGAACUGUACCAGGAGCCAGUGACAUCCUCAGGGUGGUUAUCCAGCCCCUGGUGGAGGAGGUGGUGUCCAGCCAAGGGCAGAUGGUGGUGGGCUUUAACCAGGCUGUGGCGGGGCAUGGGCCUGGCCAGUUGGAGGUAGGCUUAACUCAGAGCCAAGGUGUGGUAGGCCAAGGCCGGGUAGAGGUGGGCCUUACCCAGGGCCAGGUGGGCUUUCCCCAGGUUGGGGUGGGACAGGGACAUGGCCAGGUGGAGGUGCUCUCCACCCAGGGUUUGGGUGUGGUGGGGCAUGGUUUCAUUGUGACAGAUGUGAUGGACCAGACUCUCCUGGUGGCAGGAGACUACCACAUCCCUGAGACCACGGUGGAGCUGGAGGACAUACGGGAGGAUCCUCCUGAUAAGAGCAAAGCCUGAGGACAGGACAGACAACGUAUUGUGAUGUGGAAUCUACGUGGAAAAUACAUUGGAUUUGAAGAAAGUAAUCCACUGUUGUUUUGAGUGUGAAAUGUCAACCACAGGAUUAUGUCAUCAUAGUAGCCAAAUUUCAACAUAGACAAACCUUGUAUAAAAUAUGUUGAAUUUGUACCUUUAAAACAACGUCAGAUCUUCAACGUUAUGUCCACUAUCAGGAAAAAGAAACUACAGGCUGGGCAGCACCUACUGGAUAAUUGAUCUAUCUACAGCAGGGCUGACCAAACUGUGGCUUGUGUUUUUAUUUAUUUUUUAUUUUUUUAUCAAGUCAGUCGGGGUCUCAACUUACUGUUUAGAGAUAGCAUA
Messenger RNA from Coregonus clupeaformis (lake whitefish), 3051 nucleotides. RefSeq names its product telomere zinc finger-associated protein-like. Lineage: Eukaryota; Metazoa; Chordata; Actinopteri; Salmoniformes; Salmonidae. Gene Ontology annotation, molecular function: protein binding; RNA polymerase II cis-regulatory region sequence-specific DNA binding; DNA-binding transcription factor activity, RNA polymerase II-specific. Bases 136 to 2688 code for a protein of 850 amino acids. The record is from RefSeq and is a predicted model, not a curated record. Gene Ontology annotation, biological process: regulation of transcription by RNA polymerase II. Gene Ontology annotation, cellular component: nucleus. The transcript has 11 exons.